Hibiscus syriacus is the source of this 1405-nucleotide messenger RNA. RefSeq names its product heavy metal-associated isoprenylated plant protein 41-like. Gene Ontology annotation, molecular function: rRNA (uridine-N3-)-methyltransferase activity. The transcript is spliced from 3 exons. Bases 11 to 1405 code for a protein of 464 amino acids. The record is from RefSeq and is a predicted model, not a curated record. Gene Ontology annotation, cellular component: cytoplasm. Lineage: Eukaryota; Viridiplantae; Streptophyta; Magnoliopsida; Malvales; Malvaceae. Gene Ontology annotation, biological process: rRNA base methylation.
UUGAAGUCCAAUGGCAACCAGAGAGCCAAGAAACGAAAUGCUCAGAGCUGAAAACGGAAAAAUAGACGAAGAAGAAGGGAAAUGGAUCACUCACUAUUCAUCAAACCAUCAAAUACUGUUAGUUGGUGAAGGCGAUUUCUCUUUCUCUUUGUGUUUGGCCAAUGCCUUUGCCUCUGCUUCCAACAUUUAUGCUUCUUCUCUAGACUCCUAUGAUGAUUUGAAGAAGAAAUACAAGAACGCAGUGUCAAAUUUGGGAAAUCUUGAGAAGCUAGGGGCAUCAUUGCUCUUUGAAGUGGAUGCAACCAAAAUGAAGCAUCAUAUUGUCUUAGCCAAUCAAAAGUUUGAUCGAAUCAUCUUCAAUUUCCCACAUGCUGGCUUUCAUGGAAGGGAAGAUAAUGCUCGUAUGAUUCGGAUGCAUAAGAACCUUGUACAAGGUUUCUUUAGGAGUGCAAGCGGCAUGCUUCGAGCUAAUGGUGAAAUCCAUGUAAACCACAAAACCAGCACUCCAUUUUGCCUGUGGGAUCUUGAGGAAUUAGCUUCCGGAAGCUCUCUGGUGUUGAUUCAGCUUGUGGAUUUCAAUAUCAAAGAUUACCCUAGUUAUCAAAAUAAGAGAGGGGAUGGUUCGAGAUGUGAUGCGCCCUUUCCUCUCGGUGAGUGCAGUACCUUCAAAUUCGGUCUUCUCCCUCGAUCUACGAAAGUGUAUAAAGCAACCUCAAGACUGCGUUCAAUGCGUAAAAGGUUUCGGCUCUUUCAAACCAUUCAAAUGCCAAUGCAGCCGCAGCCAACUUCUGAUUUCAACUGUCCUCAGAGGAAUCAUACUGUGGAUCACAUCCCACUGCAUGUUGAGUUGCCCUCUACCACCUCCAAUAGGAAUCAAUAUUCCGAGGUCUUAGAUAGAAACUUAAAUGGUUUGAUACGAAAAUAUGAACGGAAUCGUUAUGGUGUGGCAUAUCCUGAAAGAUUGGGGUAUGAUUUUGAUACCAUUCCAAUGCCAAUGCAGCUGCAACCAACUUGUGAUUUCAACUAUGUUCAGAGGAAUCAUAUUGUGAAUCACAUCUCACUGCAUGAUGGGCUGCCCUCUACAAUUCCCAAUGGGAAUCGAUACUCCGAGGUUUCCGACAGAAAUUUAAAUGAAUUGGUCCGAAAAUAUGAACGGAAUAGUUAUGGUGUGGUAUAUCCUGAAAGAUUGGGGUUUGAUUUUGAUGCAAGAUAUGAACGGAGGCGUGGUCCUGACAGACAAAUGGUAGAGUUGCCAAGAACCUCAAAUGGCAACUUAAAUUACAAGCACGAGCAUGAACAUGAGCUUCGCCGGAUCGACAAUUUGAGGCCAUAUCUGCGCGAGGCAUUAGCAUGUCAAGCCUACCAGCUGAAUGCGCCUAAUAGAUGGGGUAUUCGCCGUUUAUAA